Messenger RNA from Zerene cesonia (dogface butterfly), 3437 nucleotides. RefSeq names its product trithorax group protein osa-like. Gene Ontology annotation, cellular component: nucleus. Bases 1 to 2211 code for a protein of 736 amino acids. Gene Ontology annotation, molecular function: zinc ion binding; RNA polymerase II cis-regulatory region sequence-specific DNA binding; DNA-binding transcription factor activity, RNA polymerase II-specific. The transcript has 12 exons. The record is from RefSeq and is a predicted model, not a curated record. Gene Ontology annotation, biological process: regulation of transcription by RNA polymerase II. Lineage: Eukaryota; Metazoa; Arthropoda; Insecta; Lepidoptera; Pieridae.
AUGGGAGCUAGCCCAACACUGUUAACAGCACCAAUAGCAUCCAUAUCCGCCCCGCCUCCAUCGAGCGCGCCAAGUGAAUCAGCGCCCCAAAAACGCGAGUCAGAAGCGGCAUCGCCGCCAAGUCCUGAGGUGAAGCGGGAAGCGCCCGAGCUGCUGGUGCCAAAGAGGGAGGCCGCCGAGCCCGAGCGCGAGUCUCCCGGCAUGGAGACGCGCCACGCCGGGUACGGCGCGCCGCCAGACCAACGCUCGCCCUACGAGCGCCCGCCGGAUGACCACGUGCGCUCCUAUAGCCAAAUGAACGAAACGCGGUACGGCUAUGAAGCGCGAUGUUACGAGGGCGCAACGGCCUUCGAGCGGUACGACCCCGCGCAGUGCCCGCAGCGGCCUUACAGCUGGGAGGAGGAGCGCUACCACGACCCGCACUUACCCACUCCAAUGAAAACCGACCAGUCCGAGCAGGAAACCAAUUCCGGACCCAUUUACCCUAGGCCAAUGUACCACUACGAGGCCGGGAGUGGGGUAGGCGUGGGUGGGGUUGGGGCGAUGGCGCCCGGGGUGCCGCCCGGCUUCUCCGCGAUCAAUCUCUCCGUGAAGAUAGCCGCGGCGCAGGCACAGCGCCCGCGCACCCCGACACCCCGAGACCCCCGUGACCCUCGCGACCCCCGCCCCGCCAUAGACCUAUCCACAUCUAGUGGCAGUCCACAGGGUCCAUAUGCAUCACCGGUUUACACGAGCGCCGGUGGUGGCAGCGGGGGCGGAGCCCGAGGCAGCCCACAGCCGGGCGCUUCGCCCCAGCUCACAGCCAGUCCCCAGGUGCCCAGUCCGCAGGGCCAGACCCUCGACCUUAGUGUGACCCGUUUACCACAUAGUAGAGCUUUCCCUGGAGGAGUCUCGUACAGUCGAGAAUCAACACCAGAUAGUGGUGGAAGCCAUCCAUACCUAGAAGCAUACCAUCGAGAUACAGCAGGCUACGGCGGCGUCAGUCCCCACCCCGUAGCCGGUUACGGGCUUGCCCAGCCGGACUACGCAGCCGCCGCGGCUGCAGCCGGCUACGGCGGCUACCAGUACCAGUGCGGCGCGUACCCGCCGCCGCCCGCGUACCCGCCGCACGCGCCGCCCUACUCCCCGCCGUGCUACAUGCCCCCGCCGCACGCGCCGCACGACAAACCUAAGGACAGCAGUCUGUCGGGGUGUCCGCGCGCUGAUCGCUCGCAGUUGCAACCGCACUCCCAGGAACUGAAGUGUCCGACACCGGGCUGCGACGGCUCUGGACACGUCACUGGCAACUACUCCUCGCACCGGUCACUCUCAGGCUGCCCUAGAGCGAACAAACCGAAGAGCAAACCGCGGGACGGGCAGGACUCGGAACCUCUUAGAUGCCCUAUACCGGGCUGUGAUGGAUCUGGACACGCCACAGGGAAAUUUUUGUCACAUCGAAGUGCAUCCGGAUGUCCAAUAGCGAAUCGAAACAAGAUGCGCGUACUAGAGAGUGGGGGAACUGUAGAGCAGCAUAAAGCGGCGGUAGCUGCAGCAGCCUCAGCAAUCAAGUUCGACGGAGUGAACUGUCCGACCCCUGGUUGUGAUGGAUCCGGACAUAUAAAUGGAUCCUUCCUAACACAUCGCUCCCUAUCCGGAUGCCCAGUUGCUGGGGCCGCGACCCCCACACCCCAGCCAAAGAAAGCGAAAUAUCCGGAUGAUAUAACUCCCCUUUAUCCCAAACCAUAUUCAAGCAUGGAUAUCAAUAUGCAAACUGGCAAUGGAGAGGAUUUAAUGACGUUGGAGCAAGAAAUAACCGAAUUACAGCGUGAGAAUGCACGCGUUGAAUCCCAAAUGCUGCGUCUGAAAUCAGAUAUAAAUGCGAUGGAAUCGCAUCUCAGCUCUGGUGAAAGGGAGAAUCAAUUGAUGUCACAGCGGAAUAAUAAUCUGAAUGAAUAUUAUGAGAGUCUCCGUAACAACGUUAUUACGUUAUUGGAGCACGUAAAAAUACCGGGCGGCGGAACCGCUCACGUCGCCUCCGCACCCGGAACACCCGGAGCCCCGCCUCCUCCCGGUGUCGGAGAAAAACCGGCGCAUGACAAUUUCGACUCCUACUUAACGAAACUACAGACCCUCUGCUCGCCCGAUGGAUACUGCCCAGAUGAAAACCGGCCGAUUUAUGAAACAGUAAAAAAUGCGCUUCAAGACUUCACAGUGCUCCCGACACCGAUUUAAGGCUCGCCCAGCACCGCCGAUAGUAAUCGCCAAUGAACUAUAACACCGACUGCGAUCGGCGGCGCUUAAGCGUAGUGCAAGUGACAUUCCUAGUGAAGUGAUAUUACCAAUCUCACCAAAGAUAAAAAAAGACUGUUGGUAAUCAAAUCUAAUGAUUUGCAAUGGUCGUGACUGUGUACAGUGUUCAAUGUAGAUGUUAUAGACAUUGUGUUCUACAUAGAGAUGUCUGUUUUAUAAACCGUUGUAUACGAUGUGUGAAUUCUAUAAGACAUCACAUUAACAUUCAAAACGUUUGACUAAUAUCAUUAAGGUCAACUUAACUUUAGUCUAAAAUGAAUUUUAACACUGUUAUUCGUAUAUAUGCUUAAACAUUAAUGUAACUAAAUGAUAAGAAAAAGUUUAUACUUGUAAUGUGAACGAUUUUAGCCCCAUGAACACAUCUAUAUUGGUUAUUUGUAAAUAUUGUGUAUUAUCUAAUUCUUACUAAGUACCUAUACAAUAUCAAAUGAUUUUGGAUUCAUGUGUGCUCACGUUUAGCUAAAUUUUUAAGAUGUCUCAUCGAAAAUAGGCUAUAAGAAUAAGACAGUACUAGAUUUCUUCGCGUUUUGUUGAAAUUACCGGAUUUACUGGGAUUGUGCCAAAUACAAGCGCAGAAGUUCUAAAGUGAUAGAAAUUAAUGUAUGGUAUAGAUAUGUAAAAACUAUCGAAAAUAAUAACUCCUUAGAGGACACUAGUCAGUUUUGUAAAUAAAUGUUGUAAAUAUAGUUACUACGUCGUUUCGACGAUUUUAUUUAUAUUAGAUAAUAAUGAGAUCUCAUUAGAUCAAGUAAGUUAUUUCAGUCAUUAAUUGAUAACCAAUUAGGAGUAAUAUUUGUUAGCCAAUGUUCACUUCGCUGUGAUUAUGUUAAUGUUGUUUAUUUAUUGUUACCUUUGCGGAAUGUGAUAGUUCAAAUUGAGGCGGAUUGACGUUAUUUUGCAACAUUAUUUAUUGUGCUUUGUCAAAAAAUGUUUUAUUGUUUUAACUUAGCACACUGCUAACAAUUUAUGUUAUGUGUAUUUGAUUCAAUUAUCUGAAAAAAGGUCCAAAAGAUUGGACGAAACAAAAUAUAAUACGCAUUUUAAUGAUACCUAUUACUAUGUUACUACUCUGAUCGUCAUAUAUGUUUCUGUAAAAUAUUGAGUAUGUGUUGUUAAAGAGAAUAAAAAUAAUAAAUACCAAGAUUAUC